UUUGCAUUUACUGAAACUGUAUAAUAAAACUCCUAUACACAACAUUUAAUAAUCGUAUCAAAUUUUAACGGCUCUACGUACCCAACUUUACGAUUUGAAAAUAAAUGCAUUUACUAUUUUGAGUUUUAUUGUUUUCUAAAUUCAGUAUUAUUACAGUGUUAUGCCGGUGCGGAUGUAUUUAUUUUGAACAAUGUAUAAACUAGUAGCGUCCUUAUUGGUAAUAUCGAGUUUCGUGUGUGUACAAGCGGACGAUUGUCCAGAAAUACUGAAAUUGUUGUGCCAUGAACAAAAAAACUGUGGCAAUUGCAUGCUAGCUCAUAGUUGUUGUAAUUGGUGCUACGACAACACGAAUUUUACAGGAAUUUAUAAGUGCGACUUUGAAGAAGCACUCAGUAGUGCAGGUUGUGGUGCUUCUGGACAAGAAUUUAAUCAAGAUUCUUCAGUGAAAUUUGUACAAAAUUUGGAUUUUACUGCAAUCAGUAGUGCUGAAGAUGCUAAUAGUGCUAUACAGAUCAAACCUCAAUCUUACAGAGUGAUUUUGAGAAAAGAUUCAGCAGUCAAUUUAACAUUUACGUACAAAGCAGCUAAAAACUACCCCUUAGAGCUCUAUUAUUUAGGCGAUUUGAGUUAUUCAAUGAAAACUCAUUUGGAAACUUUGAAAAAUAUUGGAGACGAAUUAGGUAACAGUUUGGAAAAAUUAACGAAACAUUAUAAAUUGGCUUAUGGUUCGUUUUUGGACAAGCCUGGAAUGCCUUUUAUAUGGACCGAUAAAGACAAGUACGAGAAUCCUUGUCAGACUGGAGCGGAAAAGUGCGAGAAAACUUAUUUGUUCAAGCACAGUCUGAAUUUUACUGAUAAUAUGAGCUUGUUUUUUGAACAGGUCCAAAACAGCAAAAUAUCAGCCAACGUCGACGACUUAGACGGAGCUUUAGAAGCCAUCUUCCAAAUCCUGGUUUGCAGCCAGCAAUUUGGCUGGUCAGAGUUUUCCAGGAAAAUUAUUCUGCUUUCCACUGACAGCUUUUUACAUACUGAAGGUGACGGGAUUUUAGCUGGAGCCAGCGAGGUCAACAUCAAAGAGCUGUGCCUGAUGAAUAGCACUGGAGAUCAUACGGAUCCUUUGAGAUAUGAUUAUCCUUCUGUGGCACAGAUUAAAGGGUUGUUAAGGAAACAUAAGGCCAAUUUAAUAGUUGCUGUGACAAAAGACAAAAUCAAACCUUACCAGCGUAUGGAAACCGACAUUCUGGAACACGAAGCUUUCGUAGGCGAGCUCCAAAAAGACAGCUCAACAAAUAUAAUCGACUUGGUCAAAGCUGGAUUUUACGAUUUUGUCAAGCAAGUUGAAUUUUCAGUCAACACCACUCAUGCGCCGGAACUGGGCGUCAAAUUCUUCGGAGAUUGUUACGGUUUGGGCCAUUUCAACAACACUUCUGGCUGUUGGAACAUUGAAGAAGAAAAACCUGUGCAAUUUAAAUUGGAAAUUAGCCUCAAAGAAACCACUAGAAAGUUUUCAGAACAAAUCCAUAUAAGAGAGAAAAACAUCAACGAAGAAAUUGAAAUCAACAUAGAAUACGUGGCAGGUACUUGCAAAUGUCCAAACUACAAAUCGCAAGAGGAUUUGAUGUGCGAAAAUGGUAGAAACGAUUGUGGCAUGUGUGCCUGCGAUUUGGGAUGGAAAGGAGAUAAAUGUUCGGAGGAGUGUAAAGAAGACCCUCACGCUUGUCGUCAGGACGAGGAAACGAUUUCCUGUUCGGGACAGGGCGAUUGCAUAUGCGGAAAAUGUCAGUGUCCCGUCCCCUACACGGGACAAUUUUGCGAGUUCGAGUGUCCCUACAAAAACCACAUUAUCUGUAGUAAUAGAGGCACCUGUUACGAAGGCGUGUGCUCCUGUCAAAAAGGCUACACCGGCGAAGAUUGUUCCUGCGAAGUAUCUACAAAAGAAUGCAGAAUAGUCGAGGACAGUAAGUUAUGCAACGGACAAGGGGUGUGCGAGUGCAACCAGUGCGCCUGCGCCGAAGGCUACUCGGGAAAAUAUUGCGAAAUAUCGCAGGAUAAGAAUUUGUUUUGCGAAUCUUACGAAAAGUACGUCAGAGAGUUUGUAAUGGAGGAAAAUAGCAACAAAUCUGUAGCAAUCCAAGAGACAAAGGUUUUAUUUGAAGAAUGGGAAAAUGAUGGAUUAUGUGACGCCAGCGACACUUGCUCCAUAGUCUAUUUUCCAUCUCAAGUGCAAAGAUGUCAAAUAGACUAUUGCUAUCAUAGAGGUGAAAAUAAUACUGUGCAUUUAGGCAUUACCAACAAAAUAUGCUUUUUUACCAACGAAGCUUAUGGGAUGACAAUGUUUUUAGGGGUUUUUGUUGCAGUUCUUCUUGGUGGAAUUAUAAUUAUUCUAUUUAGGAAAUUUCAAAUUUAUCGGCAAGACAAAGCGGAAUAUAAGCGUUUCGUUAAUGCUAGCAAAAAUAUUACAGAAAUGAAUCCGCUUUAUGUUUCUCCUGUAUCUACUUAUAACAAUCCUAUGGCUCGAUGAAAUAAAUAUACGUUUAUUUAUUUUUGA
This is a messenger RNA of Ceutorhynchus assimilis (cabbage seed weevil), 2548 nucleotides long. Lineage: Eukaryota; Metazoa; Arthropoda; Insecta; Coleoptera; Curculionidae. The record is from the annotation of a GenBank genome assembly.